This is a messenger RNA of Mesitornis unicolor (brown roatelo), 1345 nucleotides long. RefSeq names its product zinc finger, C3HC-type containing 1 (gene ZC3HC1). The transcript has 9 exons. The record is from RefSeq and is a predicted model, not a curated record. Gene Ontology annotation, molecular function: zinc ion binding. Gene Ontology annotation, cellular component: nucleus. NCBI's taxonomy places the organism in Eukaryota, Metazoa, Chordata, Aves, Mesitornithiformes, Mesitornithidae. The annotation marks the transcript as partial.
GAAGGACACAUCUGAGUGGUCAGAAUCUGCUAAUGGAUCUUUGCAAAUGGAUGCUCUCUCCUUGGAGUCUGCAAGCAAGGAAGCCUACUUCAGCAGAGUGGAAACAUUCACCCCGCUGAAGUGGGCGGGCAAACCCCAUGAGCUGUCUCCCCUGGUUUGUGCCAAGUACGGCUGGACCAACGUGGAGUGUGACAUGCUCAAGUGCUCCAGCUGCCAGGCCUUCCUCUGCGUGAGCCUGCAGCUCGCCUUUGACUUCAACAAGUAUAAGGAGCGCUGCGGGGAGCUGAAGAAGGCCUUGUGCACCGCUCACGAGAAGUUCUGCUUCUGGCCGGACAGCCCCUGCCCAGAUCGCUUUGCCAUGUUGCUGGUGGAUGAGCCCAGAGCCCUUCUCCAGGACUUCCUGGAGCGCUUUCAGAGCCUGUGUCAGCUGGAGCUGCAGCUGCCCUCCCUCAGACCAGAGGAUAUGAAAAACAUGUCCCUGACAGAGGAGAAGAUCAGCCUGCUCCUCCAGCUCAUCGGGGAGGAGCUAGAGCACAAAACAGAGGGAGAAAAAACACCGGUGAAGUUUGCCACGGAAAUCCUGCAAGUGCACGUUCCUGCCUGCAUCCUGGCUCUGUGUGGCUGGACUUGCAGCUCUGUGCCUGGCUCCGUGCACCUCUCAGUGAUCAGCUGCUCCCGCUGCAUGAGGAAGGUGGGACUGUGGGGCUUUCACCAGCUGGAGUCUGCAGGGCCGGAGCUGGAUUCCUGCAGCCCGAGCAAUGCUCCCCAGACCCCCACCGAGCGCUUCCUGCUCAUGCCCGUGUCUCAGCGCAGGAUGCUCACGCGUAGCCAGGACACGGUCCCUCCAGGCUCCGAGCAGCACGAGAAGAGCCCAUCCCCGGCCGUCCCUCGCCCACGAGGUUGGGAUUCUCCCACCCCCACGGACCGGGCUGAGCUGGAGGUGGCCAGCCCCACUCUGAGGAGCCGCCCCAUCACCCGCAGCAUGGUACAGGGGGACAGCAUGGAGGUGCCAUCCAGUCCUCUCCGCAGAGCCAAGCGGGCACGGCUCUGCUCUUCCAGCAGCUCGGACACCUCUUUGAGGAGCUUCUUUGACCCCAGCUCACAGCAUCGCGAUUGGUGUCCAUGGGUCAACGCAGUGGAGGGAGUGGAAGCCUCAGAGGAUACCGGAACCCAGACAGAAAAGGAGCCUGCGAAGGCAGAGCCGGGCUGGCGAGUAGUACUGAACACGCUCCUCGCCACCAGAAAGUGCGACAGAGUGCCUGAGACGGAGCCCGUGAGUCUCUCAGUGAAGUCCUCCAAGGUGUUCCGCAUUUUCCGGCAGUGGGAGAGCAUGAAUUCCUCCUGA